AUGUCGAGUUCUUGCCUUGAUAGCGGGGAGUCGUCGUCGCCGCUGCCGCUGUCCGCCACCCGCUCCGGCUCCGCUGCGGCGGCGACCGUCAGCGGUGUCGCAGCCACGACGGCCGUGCCGCAGCAACUACGGGGCCCGCAUCGUCAACAACAUCCGCCGCCAGAACAGCACGUUGAUCCGGCGCGUGCUCUGCCUCUCCCUCCUUCCAGCUCCCACCUCACGCACGGCUAUAGCGACCCCAGAGACGGCUACGGCGGAGGGCGCGUCUUGACGGACAGCGGCUACAGCCGUGGGGAAACCGCACAUUGGUCCUCGCGCUCUGCGGUAUCGCGGCCAGAGAAGGUCGGCGUGGCGGCGGUGCCGGCCGCUGCUGCCCCGGCGGCGGGGGCUGUGGAUGCCGUCUAUGACAGCGCCCCGUCCGGGCACCGUGACAGCGGCCAGCAUACUCGUUACCAUUCCCCUGACUCGGGGCAGCAGACGAUCGCCGCCGCAGCAGCAGAGGCCGCCGCGGCCACCACCACGCCGAAUCACCACCUCCUCGGCAGUGAGGAAUUUGGGAAAGAGAAGGAGGGGAGUUCUACACGACGGGGCUCGCAGGGUAGACCCUCCGAGGCAGUCGCGCCGGCGGCAGGGGAUGUGCGGGGCGAAGACCCCGUCGCUUUCCGCAUGUUGCAGCCGCAGCCCUUCGGCGCGGAGGAGGCGCAGCGGCAGCUGCCGCACCCGCACCCGCACAGCGCGCGCAGCAGCGAGGUGUCGAGGAAGGCGAACAGCGGAAGCACCGGGCCCUCACCGUUUACGUCGCAGCCGCGAUCGCUGGUCCCUGUCGCCUCUGCCGCUGCCAGCGUCGGUAGCCUAUCACGUAAAAGCGCCGACAGCACGCCUGUGUCGGGCAACAGGGCCACGCCGGCCAUUGGGGCGUGGGUGCCCUACACCCCUCCGACGGCAGAGCCCGAGACACUCCGACAGCGAGAGGGUUCGAGUGGCCCGACAGCCGGUGCGCCGUUUUCGCAGGUCACCUACAACGUCUCCUCCAACGGGUCGGAGGCGAGCCCGUCGAUGCCGUCCGCAGGGCCGACGGCGCGCAGCUUCCUCGCGCCUUCUAUCGCCCCUUCCCUUGCCUCCGCCUUCAAGGCAGCCAUGCGAGGCGUCGUGACCCCUCAGCAGGGCAGUCUGCCGGCCUUCUCACUGACGCCGACCGUGGCGGCGGACGACAAGCAACAGACGGGGGAGGCCCCCACUAUGGCCGCCACCGGCCCCACCACAACGGUGGGUGGCACAGCGGAGGAGUCCGCGGCAACAGCAGCGGCAGCGGCGCCCGUGCGUCGGGUGAAGCAACGUCCGCCGUCCCUCUUCGUGUCGCCGCCCAUCAACGCCCGCACUCCCCCCACACUCCCCACCGAUGUCAUUCCUUUGACGGCUGCUGCUGCUGCCGCGGCGGCGGCGACUGAUGCUGUAGUCAGCGGCACCGAGCCUCGAUCGCCGUCUGGCAGACCACCGAUGCUGGUGCUACCGAAUCGGGUUACUCCAGAGGCGGAGGCGGCGCCGGCGGCCGUGUCGCGUAGUUCAGGCGGCGGCGGUGGCCUCGCCCACUUCUCCCCCCUUCCGUCCGCUUCGCGGUCUGGGUCCUCCAAGGCGCUGCUGCAGCGACAGCCCACCGUGGUCACCACCACCUCGGGUUUGAGCGGGAAUAGCUUCGGUGUCACCAUCACCCCCACCAGCAUCGCGGACUACCCGGAGGAGGGACAGAAGGUGCAGCCGGCGUCCUCCGCUCCGUAUACGGCCAACCCCCUCUCCGCGUCUCCAAGUCCGGCCUCCACGGAGCUGCUCACGUUGAUCUCCUCUACCAACGGCGACGGCGACGACGACGACGACAGCGGUAUUGAACGUGUGCACGACGCCGAAGAGGAUUACGUGGGGCGCCACCCGCCCCGGCACUUCGCCCCGUCAUCGCCGCUGCAACGGCAGCAGCAGCAAACCCCGCAAGUCCGCAGCGGCGUGCACGGCGCCGGCAUGCUCACCUUCUCUCCUCCGCGCCUGGCACGCGUGACACCGGUCAUUACAACACCACUGAGUGCCGCAGCUGGCAGGAAGCAUCACGGCAGCGCUCCCGCUGGGAACAGCCGCAGCGGCUCCUUGCCCAAUCAGAACGUCGUCCUCGGCGCAGCGCAGAGCCGUGUCAGCGGACCGGCUGCGGCGGCCGCGGCCUCCAGCGAGGCGAGUGACGCGAGUGUACCGACAGCAUCUUUGCACUUCGGUGCUGGCCGUGUCGGGUCCUCGACGGCGGCCUUCGGACGCCCUUCUGCGACCCCCAUGAACGCUGCAUCCUCUCCCAGCGGCGGCAGCGGGGGCCUCGGCGCGGUCGCUUCGCACUACAUGGCGGGGAACGACACCACCGAGCUGGGCGGCCUCGCGCUGAGCGGGGGUACGCCGUCGCACCCUUCUUUUGCCUCACCUCUUUCCGCCGGCGGUAACGUGCGCGGUGUGCGACCGCCGCCGUUGAUGCUGACGCCGACGUCCAGCACGAACCUCGUCGCUGCCUUGGCACCCACAGCUGCGCCCACCACGACGGAGGCCUCCACCACGCCUCUUCCGCAUUCCGGCACAACGAUGGGGUUUGCCACCACAGCAACCUCCCCCGUUGCUUCUCCCGGCGGCGGUCCACUGGCGGCCGCCGCGUCUGCCGGGCCGCCUGCUCUUUCUCCAGCCGCCCUCCCAACGCCGGUGCGGACAGCCGCGGCCCGUCGUCGAGCGCCGCCGCCGUCGCUCUUCAAGGCCCGCUCGCCCGUCGCAGAGAACGCCGCAGCAAGGGACUCGGAGGCGAUGUUGAGCCCGAAGUCCGGCGACCCUGGCUCCACCGUGCAUCACAACUCCGUCGCCUCCUCCUCGGCGCUCCAGCUGACGCCGCCGCUGAACGCGCGGAUGCCGGCGGUCAUCCUGGGCGGGAGUCGCACCGGCAGCGAAAACGGUGUCGCGGGCAGCCCGAACGGUUUUCGAGCUGCGGGCUGCAGCGCGACCACGACGCCCAACAUGAACGCGAGCGCGACGAACAUCAACGCGGUGAUGGGCCGGUCCGUUUCCAAUCGUCCGCAGAGCGGCUCCGGCACGAAUGCCCUCGUCCGCCUCUCCCACGACCGCCGCACCCUCAUCGCGGGCAUCUUCCGCGUGUCGCGUGACGGCUGCCUGACGGUGCGCAACAUGCUGCUGCUGAACCCCACCCGCAUCGACGCUGCCACCCCAGCAAACCCCGUGACCGGCGGCGGUGGCGGCCCGCACGGCAGUCCCAUCAGCGCUGACCCGCGUCGCCCCGUCCAGCUCCUGCACCCGCAGCGCACCGGCGCGGUGAACUACUCUCCGGUGAGCAGCAACAGCGGCGCAGCAGGGCGAAUGCUCGUUCCACACCCCGGCCAGGGUCCCACCACCCCCAACACGGGCGUUGCGGAGUGGGAGUCGCCGCACAUGGACGGCCCCGCGGGAGCCCUCGGCUCGGCGGGGUUUGGCCGCACCGGCGCCGGCAACGCAAACCGCGGCGCGAACGCCGGCAACGACGCCGGGGCCAACAACCCGAACGCGCUCUUCACUCUCUUCUCCACCAGCAUGGACACCCCGUUCAGUCCCAUCACCUACUCCCUUGACUCGCAGCGGCUGACGUUCCCGAACUCCGCCGGCUACCACCCCGAGCGCGGGAGUGGGUUGAUGCCGCCGCCGGCCGGGCCGCCGCUGCUGCGUGCCGCGCGGGAGGAUACGACCAUCGGCGGCCACCUCCACCACGGCGAGGCCACUCCCACGAUGGGGCCGGGCACGUUCCUGGGUGGGGGCGGCGGCAUGCAGGCGGCAACACCCAACUCGACCACACACAACCGAGCCGGGGGUGGGGCGAACAACAGCCUCUACCGUGCCCAGCUGCGGCGCCAGACGAGCGCGAACUGGAUCAACACCAUGCAGAACAGCGCAACGACGGCCUCGCCUACCACGCUGCACACCGUCGGCAGCGUGGGCAACAUGUUCGGCCCCGGCCCUUUCAACGUGCCCGACACGGCGGGCAGUCUGCUGAUGCCCUACGCGGACAUCCCGGCGUGGAAGAACGGCAUGGUCGGCGUGGGGCCGCAGAACUCGUCAAACUUCGGAGGCAGCCCGGCCACCCACACCAACCCAAAUAUCGGCGGCGGCGGCUUCACCACCACCUCCACCGCAGGGAUGAACGCCUCGGGCACCAUCAACGCCCACGCCGCGUCCACCAUGGCGCAGCUGCCGCCGAACGUGGUGCGGAUGCGCGACUUGGAGAUUCUGCCGACGUCGGUCGGCGAGGGGGCCUCGGCGACUGUGUUUGUUGCAAUCCACAAGCCAACUGGUCGGCGACUUGCCGUGAAACGGCUGGACCUGUCCUCGCUGUGCCUGGGCAGCGCCUCGCCGUAUCUGCGCAGUGGCGGCGGCGGCAACGGCCGCAUACGCCAGCUGCAGCAGAAUGUGAUCCGUGAGCUGCAGGUGCUGCACCUCACCUACCGCAGCCCCUUCAUGGUGAAGGUGUACAACGCCUUCUUCUUGCCGGAGGCGGCGGCGCUGGACAUCGUGAUGGAGUUCAUGCACUACGGCAGCCUGGACCACCUCGCCGGGGCACUGCAGAAACACGCACGUGUGCAGCGGGAGUCGCAGCAGCAGCGCAAUCGCCUUCUCUUUGGCGAGGAUGAGGCGGGGGUGUUGGCCUCCCCGCCGGGCAGCAGCAGCGAUGGCGCGCCGACCUCGCCGCAUCGCAUCUCGGACGGCGUUGCCCCGCUGGUGCCCGCUACUCGCGAGCCCACAGGAGAGGCGGGGGCGUGUGGCGGUGGCAGCCCAGCGCGUGUGUCGUAUCUGUCGCCGAAGACGCUCAACUUCGGCCGCAACGUGGACCAGCAACACGCGCAGCUGCGCGGGCGUCGCCUCGGCCUCGCCAGCACGUACGACCUGCCUUCUUCGUCCUCUCAGGGCGGCGGUGGUGGUGGUGGUGGUACGGCUGGUGGCGGGACCGGAAAUCGCACGAGUAACAGCAGCCCCCACAACAGUGGCGGCGGCGAGGACUCGCUGCCGUUCGACACCUUCUCCGUCCGCAGCAACUGUGGCACGGAUGACACCGAGCCGGACGACGGCAGCGGGCACCUGGAGGAGCCGUUUGGUGUGACGGAGCGGCUGGUGGCGGUGGUCGGCGAGCAGCUCCUUCGCGGGGUGCGUGACAUGCACUCCCGUGGCUACAUCCAUCGCGACAUCAAGCCGGGUAACGUGCUAGUGAACGAGCACGGGGUGGUGAAGCUGAGCGACUUUGGGCUGUCGCAGCGCUGCGACGACAGCGGCACCGGGAUUAAGAAUUCCGCCAUGACGUUCAUCGCCCCACCGUCGACGGCGCCGACACGCACCAACACCCCCCUGCGCUCCCCGCCAGCGUCGGUGCUGCAACCGGGUGGGGGCGGGUGGGCGAGUCGGCAGCGCACAACCGCCUUCAGACCGUACGCGCAGGGCCCCCUCAAAUUAGGCGACAGCGGCCCGCAACGUCUGUUAGGCACCGGCGUGGCCUCGCCCGAGCAGGAGAGCUCCUCCGACGCCUUGAUGCUGUCCAGCAGCAUGGCGAACAGCUUGGCGGCGCAGCGAGAUGGGAUGGAUGUGCUGGACGCGCAGACGACCCCGUCGUCGUCUACUUCCAGCAACAACGGCGGCGACGGUCGGAGGACGGGGGCGCCGAAUUCGUCGUCGUCCUCGGAUGCUGGGGGCAACUGCUCCGGCACGGAUAAGUACAUGAGCCCGGAGCGGCAGCGCGGGGAGUCGCACGGCAAACCGGCCGACAUCUGGGCCGUCGGGGUCACGCUGGCGGAGUUUGCCGUGGGGGAGUACCCCUACAACGUCGAGGACGUCAUCGACGAGUUCGAUCGCGUCUCCCGCCUGGAGCAGCCGGUGGAUGUCCUGCAGUUCAACGAGCACCGCGCCGCCCCGCUCAGCACCGUCUUUGCGGAUUUUAUUCACCUUGCCACGCUGCCCACCGCCUCGCAGCGGCCGACGGCGCAGGAGCUGCUCGAGCACCCGUUCUUCAAGCAGUGGCACAAGCCUUUUAACCUGAAGGAUUACCUGGCGACGCGCGUGUUCGUCCCGUCAAACAAGCUGAAGAACGAGUACCUGGCGAAGCAUCUCCACGAUGGCGAGCAGUAA
Messenger RNA from Leptomonas pyrrhocoris, 6168 nucleotides. RefSeq names its product putative protein kinase. Bases 1 to 6168 code for a protein of 2055 amino acids. The transcript has a single exon. NCBI's taxonomy places the organism in Eukaryota, Euglenozoa, Kinetoplastea, Trypanosomatida, Trypanosomatidae. Gene Ontology annotation, biological process: MAPK cascade; protein phosphorylation. The record is from RefSeq and is a predicted model, not a curated record. Gene Ontology annotation, molecular function: MAP kinase kinase activity; ATP binding.